This is a messenger RNA of Vespula vulgaris, 2197 nucleotides long. It is a transcript of the gene mRpS5, whose product is annotated as 28S ribosomal protein S5, mitochondrial. Gene Ontology annotation, molecular function: structural constituent of ribosome; RNA binding. Lineage: Eukaryota; Metazoa; Arthropoda; Insecta; Hymenoptera; Vespidae. Gene Ontology annotation, cellular component: ribosome. Gene Ontology annotation, biological process: translation. The record is from RefSeq and is a predicted model, not a curated record. The transcript has 6 exons. Bases 720 to 2060 code for a protein of 446 amino acids.
AAGCGAAACGAAGCUAGAAAAGCUCUGAUCGUGCCGUCGAUAAAAUAUUCCUCGAUACACGAUAUUCCGUGCUCCUCGGUUGGAGACACGUUUCUUCCCCACCUUUUUCCCUUUCCUCGGAAUACUCGUCAUGUGUUCCGUAUCUUUGAAAGCGAAAGUAAUGUGAAACGUGAUUUGUGCGUAGUCUUCUCUUUGCGCGUUCCUUCUUCGAAGCGAAUGAUCAACACGAACUCGAGGUUAACUUUAAUUUAUAUAAGAACGAAGAACGAAGGAUUCGGUUUUCAAUACUGCGGAUUCUCUUGUUUCUUCGGUGAAGUGUUUCGAUAUCUCAAAGAAUGAAUGCACUUAUCAAAAGUAACCUUCAAUCGUUAUACUUUUUUAUCCGAUGACUUUUUUCGAGAAUGAAAUACGAUUUUCUCUCACGAGCUCUUCCUCGAAAACGAUUUCUUGAAGAUCAGUCUCGAAUCUUAUUGUUACAAAUUUUAUAAUCUUCGAUUAUUCGAGACAAUGGAAAGAGGAAAAUUUUGAUCGAAAGAAACAGCGCGGGAAAAAUAAUUUUAUAUUUGACUGGAAAUUAUUCGUGUUUCAACGAAACUACGGUCGACAUCUGUGUGAUAAAUUGCGCAUCGAAAAUGUUUUCUAGAAUGCAGCACCAUCUAUGCUUCUGUCGUGUUAAGAGCUAUUGGUUCUAAUUCUUAACCUCACUUUUCAUCAAGAAAAUGGCGUCUUGCAUAUUAAGAUUAUUUGGAACGCUUAAUUCUUUAAAAAAUUAUCAUGUCGUGGAAAAUGGUAGCAAAAUUUGUUCUUCCAUAUAUAAACAUAACUUUUUAAAGUCUCAUAUUCCUUUAAUGGACAAUAUUCGGAGUACAACAUUUUUUAAUAAACGUUCUGCCGAACAGUUAUGGAAAGGUGUAACUAGCGUUAGUAAUGCAGGGAAACGAAGAGGUAGAGCACGUGGAUUGACGAGAAAAAAGGAUUUAAAUAAAGGUCAAAUUAUUGGCAAGGGUAGAAUUCCGAUACAGUUUCCUGGGUUAAAUGUUCCCGUUAUCAGAGGAAAAGAAAUAUUAAAGCAACAGAGAUUUCCAGAGGAUCCUGAAAGACAAGAGAAACUUAUUAAAUUACGUGAAUCUAUAUCGGCACGCAAAUCCGUUAAAUUGAGUUCUUUAGAACGUGGUUGGACUAGUCAUAAACCCGGAGGCAUGAAACUAGGUCCUCCUGAUCCAGUGGGUGAUGAUACAUUUGAGGGUUUUGAAUCAUGGGUACUGGAAUCUAAGAUAGUAUCCACCAUGACUCAUAAUCUAGGACGUAAAAAUAGAGUUAGCUCAAUGGUUAUAACUGGUAAUGGAAACGGAUUAGCUGGAUAUGCCAUAACAAAAGCAAAGGAAAUGAAACAGUCCCUAAAUACAGCUAAGAGAAAAGCUGCAACCAAAGUGUUGUAUUUUAAUAGAUACAAUGAUCAUACUGUGAUACACGAUUUUUAUACGCAAUGUGGAAAGACAAAGAUAUUCGUACAUAAAAUGCCCGAAGGCUACGGUCUCAUUUGUCACAGAGUAAUAAAAUGUUGUUGUCAAGCGAUUGGUAUAAAAGAUAUUUAUGCUAAAGUAGAAGGUGCUAUAAAUUAUCAAAACAUCGUUAAAGCAUUUUUGAUGGGUCUUUUACAGCAGAAAACGUUCCAACAAAUGGCAGAUGAGAAGCAAUUACAUUUGGUCGAAUUUAGAGAAGAAAAUGACAAUUUUCCUGUCGUUGUCGCCUCUCCAGCUCGAGUCAGAACAGAAGAUGAAAUAAAACCAAACGAGAUUUUAGAUUUUAAUCAAUAUCUAAUGGAUGGAAAAGUUGUAUUGAGGAAAAAGAAACCUCCUCCAUUUUAUACUAAGCUUGAUUCUUGGAUUAUACAUCAAAGAAGAAUGGAACGUAUUAGAAAUAACGAUGAUGUUAGACUAAGAUUGCUUGCAGAAUAUGGUGCUCUUCGUAGUUUCCUUGCUGAUAAAUAUCCAGAAGCAAAAGCAUUAUUAUGGUCUAAGAAACGAGUACAAGCAGAAAAAGAAGCGCAGAAAGAAUAACUUUAGAUUAUUCUUUCAAGAUUGUAGGAAUCUAGUUGUAAAUAAAAUAACAUUCAUAAAAAUAAAAUUAAAGAAUGACUUGAAGAAAGAAUUUAUAAAUGAAAUUAUAAUCAAAUAAAAAAUUAUAAUCCCAUUUA